CUGAAAAUUAAAUUUACUUUGCAAUUUGUAGAACUAUGAAUUCAAGAAAUAUUAGCUUAAUCUUCAUUAUUGAUCUUGGCAAUACGAAAAUUUCCAAUCUUACAAUACUUCAGGCUUUCAUAUCUAAAGUAGGUGUGUUCUAGGAAGUAACAAUCAAGUGAUCCCUUUGUUGAUGAAUGAAAAUGUUACCUCAUUUAGGAGUUAGAUGGAAGCGUAUAUAUUUAGUAAAACAGUGAAUUAUUGCGAAGUGUUAGUGAAAUUGUUAGUAUUGCGUCACUUACUCAGUAUUUAGUGUAAAGACGAUGUUUAACAGUUUAUAUGGACAUUGGCAUGUGGUUCGUGUUUAGCUGUUUGUUAUUCUGUGAUCAGCGUGUUUAAUAUAAAUCUAGCGGAAUGGUGGUUAAAAAUCGUGAGGUUGUCAAUGACAACCCCAAUCAGCCCGAGCUGAACACCGUGGCGACAUACAUCAGGCUGAUCAACGAGCAGCCGAACUACAUACCGCCUGCUAACGAGCUCAUCGAGAACUGUCUCAACAUUGUAACAUGCCUAAGCCAAACUGUGGGCACAGAAGACGAGCUGUGGGGUCUGCUGACGGCCGUCGAAGAAUACCUCGUGCGCCUCAUUACUUCCUUGGAGUGCCCUUUGCGCAAUGACGUCAUCGAUGCUAUAUUGGAUAAAUUCUUCACCAUAAUAUCCGAUCCAACUUCUGAUGCGCGUCCUGCUAUGUCAGUGAUCCUGAUUGUGCUCGAUGGAUCCGAGACCGAGGCACCAUUCGGUACAGCUCGCUGGUUGGAAGGCGGUCCAUCUCCAGCCAGCCUCGGCACCGCUCUCGCUUGCCUCUACCGCUGGAUUACGGAGUGGAAUGCCUCCCCGGCUUUAAGUGAUUGGGUCCUGGGAUACAUGAAAAAACUGGAGGAGAACGAACAGUAUGAUGUUUUGAUCGAGGUAAGCAAGGAUAAUUUGUCUCGCCUAUUAUUGGCAGUCCAUAAUCCUACGGAUCUCCGACAGUCUAAUGCCGAAGUCAUUUUUCAUGUAAUGGCUUCGCUUCGCGAAACCACCGACAUUCUCGAUAAGGUCGCUCCAAAUUUGGCCGUGGUGCUGAAUGCCCUGGUAGCUGACAGCCGGCAGUGGAGCUGGCAGCUAUUGCAGAAUGUCGUUGACAUAACUACGGCAAUGGUAGACCAUCUCAGGGGGCCGUUGUUGGGACAGGACCUUGUCAGUUUCAACAGCAGAUACCAUGCUGUGAUUACCUGCUUGGAGCAGCAUAUGGCAAGUAGGAGCAGCCAAUUCUUGAGACUGCCGGCUUGGGGAUCGCAGAGCAACAUGGCCGCUGCUGGUGGUAACGAGAUGGCCGUCGUACGCAAGGUCGGCCUCUUGAACAGAGGCACCACAUGCUACGUGAACAGCGUUAUGCAGGCAUUACUGGCCACUAGAGAAUUUAGUAACUUCGUGGUACUGCAUCUGCAUAACCGUGCGUACUGGGCUAAGCUGGCGGAGCUUUUCACCAAAUUGAAGUACUCUGUGUCCACUAAAGUCGAUCCGGACGACUUUUAUGUCACAAUGAAUUCGCCGAAAUUCAACAUCGACAUACAGCACGAUACCUCCGAAUUCCUGGGGUAUUUCUUCGAACUGCUUCUGUCGUACGAGCAUAAGAUGGAUUGCGACCAUGACUACUCCAAGGCGCCUGUCAUUGUGACGUAUAGACGUCGCCUGCCACCGCCGCUCACUCUGUCUCCCAAUCCCACCGAAGAGGAGGCCGUCGUUGAUAAUAAUCAAGACGAGGCAGUUGCCGGUAGCAGCACUGGUGCUACCGCAAACAGGAAGCGUGCUCGCAAGGGAUCGAGCAAUAGUCGCAAGCGUCAAAGGACCACCGAACCACCCCCAGAGGCUCCUGAGUCGUUCGUUGAUCAUAUCUUCGGUGGUGUGAUUCUGUCUCGUAUGAGAUGCAUGGUGUGCAAUACUCUGUCGACCACCCGUGACGUAUUCCGUGACCUGUCACUCGCGUUCCCCGAAGCGAAGAAAGACCACAUCCACACCGUGCAAAGUCUCGUCGACUACUAUUGCUCCACUGAGCUCCUGACUGCGGACAACCGCUACAAGUGCCCCGCAUGCGGCUGCAAACGCGAUGUCGAACGACGCGCCGUCAUUGAAUAUACGCCGCGUUAUCUCAUCAUUGUGUUGAAAAACUUCAAAUUCGACACAAAGAAGCUGACUCAGAAUAAACUGAUGUCGCCGACAAUUUACAGUCACAGUGUGACAUUGCCCACUGUGCCGGCACAGACCCAAAAUGGUUAUACCAUGUACGCGGCUAUUGUACACGAGGGUACCUCCAUGUCAUCCGGACACUAUUAUACCUUGGCCAAAACUGAAGACGGCUGGUAUCUUUUCAACGAUGAUGAUGUCACCAAAUGCAAUGAAGAUCAGAUACAAUUCCUGCGUCCGUGCAACACUCCGUACAUGCUGUUCUAUCGCCGUGAUGACGUUGAUGAAGCUCUCUUCCCAUCUCUGAACGAGGUUCCACCAAACAUCAGGGAACGGGUUAAGGUGCAUAACAAGCUGUACAUCGAGACGGUUCAGAAGCUGCAGAUGACUCGGCCAUGACGUACGCGCUCCCAGAAAAAUAUCGAUUUCUCGGUACUCGAUUACGUUGACAAUGAAUAAACACGUUUAAUCGCCCGAUUGAUAAAUGCAUCGAUAUUAUCCAUUUUUAAAUCGAUUUUCAAUGUCUGUAUCUCUAUAUUGCUUAUUAAUGACAGCGUUUUAAUAAUAACUCUUGAUGUUUAUUAUAUUAAUGGAAUUUUCUUAUUAUAUGCAUUCUUAACUUAACCCUUUGUCCGUCUUAUCGCGACAAACAUGAUUAUUGAAAAACUUGGAAUGAUAAAUGCGACAUCUUUUAAUCAUACCUGUAUUUUCGUAGGAAGAUUCUUAGUAUGUGUUUAUUUUUUAGGCGUUCAAAGGGUUAUAUUUAAUCGUUGUUGUAAAAACUUCACUAUUAUAAGAUUACUUCGAUAUUACAAUUUUUAAUAAUAAGUAAAAUGUUUAAUUAAUGGAUUC
Molecule: messenger RNA, 3054 nt
Organism: Papilio xuthus (Asian swallowtail)
Lineage: Eukaryota; Metazoa; Arthropoda; Insecta; Lepidoptera; Papilionidae
Gene: DUBAI
Product: Deubiquitinating apoptotic inhibitor
Exons: 12
Coding region: 394-2601 (735 amino acids)
Biological process (GO): protein deubiquitination
Cellular component (GO): nucleus; cytosol
Molecular function (GO): cysteine-type deubiquitinase activity
Source: RefSeq, a predicted model, not a curated record